Molecule: messenger RNA, 1480 nt
Organism: Larimichthys crocea (large yellow croaker)
Lineage: Eukaryota; Metazoa; Chordata; Actinopteri; Sciaenidae
Product: glyceraldehyde-3-phosphate dehydrogenase
Exons: 12
Coding region: 154-1158 (334 amino acids)
Biological process (GO): glycolytic process; glucose metabolic process
Cellular component (GO): cytosol
Molecular function (GO): glyceraldehyde-3-phosphate dehydrogenase (NAD+) (phosphorylating) activity; NAD binding; NADP binding
Source: RefSeq, a predicted model, not a curated record
AUUCUCACAGGGGGCGUGGCCAACCGGUCAGCUGUGUGGGGGGGUAUAAAAGGCGGCGACACCUCCGCUCGUCCCCCGCGCUCACUUCUCCUCUGAGGACAAGCAGACUGAGGUGCGUUCACUGACGUGAGGACUAAGACCAUAUCAGACAAAAUGGUGAAGAUUGGAAUCAACGGAUUCGGCCGUAUCGGCCGUCUGGUGACCCGUGCCGCUGCUACAGGAGGCAAGGUCGAGGUGGUGGCCAUCAACGACCCAUUCAUCGAUCUGGACUACAUGGUCUACAUGUUCAAGUACGACUCCACUCACGGUGUGUUUAAGCACGGAGAGGUGAAGGCCGAGGGCGGCAAGCUGGUCAUCGGCAACAUGCACAUCAUGGUCUUCCACGAGAGGGACCCCGCCAACAUCAAAUGGGGCGAUGCUGGUGCCGACUAUGUCGUGGAGUCCACCGGUGUGUUCACCACCAUCGAGAAAGCCUCCGCUCACCUGAAGGGUGGAGCUAAGAGGGUGGUGAUCUCUGCUCCCAGCGCUGACGCUCCCAUGUUCGUCAUGGGUGUCAACCACGAGAAGUACGACAACUCCAUGAAGGUUGUCAGCAACGCUUCCUGCACAACCAACUGCCUGGCUCCCCUCGCCAAGGUCAUCAACGAUAACUUUGGCAUCGUUGAGGGUCUCAUGAGCACUGUCCACGCCAUCACCGCCACACAGAAGACCGUUGAUGGUCCCUCUGGUAAGCUGUGGAGGGAUGGACGUGGUGCCUCCCAGAAUAUCAUCCCCGCCUCCACCGGAGCCGCCAAGGCUGUGGGCAAGGUCGUCCCUGAGCUGAACGGCAAACUGACCGGAAUGGCUUUCCGUGUCCCCACCCCCAAUGUCUCUGUCGUUGAUCUGACCGUCCGUCUGGAGAAGCCCGCCAAAUAUGACGACAUCAAGAAGGUUAUCAAGGCUGCUGCUGAGGGACCUAUGAAGGGAAUCCUGGGAUACACAGAGGACCAGGUUGUGUCCACAGACUUCAACAGCGACCCUCACUCCUCCAUCUUCGACGCCGGCGCCGGCAUUGCUCUCAACGAACACUUUGUCAAGCUGGUUUCAUGGUACGACAACGAGUUCGGCUACAGCAACCGCGUGUGCGACCUGGUCCAGCACAUGUUCACCAAGGAGUAAAGUCCUUUUACGACUCAUCGUUCCUUCCCAUGAUUCCCUCUUCCUUCACCUGUAACUGGAUGCAGUGCCAUGCAUUCCCGGGAGCAAACUCUUCUAUGACAAAUGUCUAUCUCAUGAUGAUAAUAAUGAUAAUAAUAAUGAUAACGAUAUCUUUUUAUAUGAUAAAGUCACCUCUGUUCCAUCCAGCAGUGAGGACUGCAGUCAGCAGUGUUUUCCCCAUCACUGAACUGCGUUGUACUGAAUGGUCUUGUUGCACUAAACAUGCACAGUGGCUCCUUUGCACUUAACAUGAUAAUAAAGUCCUCAGUUUGUGGAAAGUCUA